GCCCUGAUGCAAGCCUUUGAUGGAGAAGCGCUGGAAAAGGUGCCAGCAAGGACCGUGGAGACACCUGAGAUAUACAGCUUGGCACCAGUUGGCAUAGGCGGCAGAACCAAGGUCAACGAGUAUCUGCCAAGGGGCAGGGCAUCAGCUACGCAAGAUGAGAAAUGGGAUGCUCCAGAGAAGGUAGACAUUGAUUUUGCGGUGUUCAUCACGCCCGUUCACAAGAAGGUUGAGAGAGAUGCUCUGUGCCCAUCCAAAGCUUUAGACGAGGAUCCGGUCAGAACGAUGUGGAGCCGAGAUGGGAAUCAACACGGUUACGGCGGAAACUUCUUGUUCAACACUCCGGAGAUGAUGGCCUUCAAGAAUUGGCGCAUCCCACCGGAUCGGCGCAUGAGAGUGCUGGAGUGCGACACUUUUGACUGGUUGGAAGAAAUCAUGAAGGACAAGGCGAUGCGCUCAGGUAAGAAUUUCACUGCAAGUGAGAACCCCUACACGGCCGAAAAAAUGAAGGAUCUUGACGAGAACUGUGGGAUUCCAGAUGAGGCGUGGGUCAACACGUCUUGCCAGGACCUGCAAAAGCUCCGGGCAGAUCACAAGGAUCAGUACCGUGUGUCCUGCAAUCAGGAGCUGUUUGCAUCCAGUACACUGCGAAAGACGCUAUCGCUUCCUCUAAAUGGGAAGUGGGUCUUCGCUGAAAACCGACGUGAAGGGUCGCUCUACAAGCCCGAGUGGAUGUUGGACACGCUGACAAGCUACUUCUUCACUUGGGACUCCACUGCGGAGGACACUGAAAAGCUGUUCUCAAAGAAUGCACCCGCUGGUGGAGACGUACAACUUGUAGAGGACGAAGUCCUUUGCACAGCCCGUGGGCUGAAAACUCCUUGCCCAGUGGAGGUGUUGUACACGGGAAAAAUACUCUACAAGGGCAAGCAUGCAGGAGACAGCAAGAAGGUUCUGCAGAAGACGGGAGUCUCGCUCUCGCACUUGCCGGCAUCAAGUCCGACGGUGCAGCCUAACCUUGAGAUUCACAUGGACAUCGAGCGGACCAUGGAGCUUGUACAGAGAGGCAGACCGCGUUGGUGGUCGAAGGACGAGAAGAUUCUGAGAGAGAUCCUCGAGUGCAAUGUGCGUUCCUACUGGGAGCUGCAUCGAGAAAGUUGUCAGAAGCGUGGAAUCGAGCAGCAGCCUGCAUUUCCGUUCAGCAUUGACCUGGAGGAAGCAAUGGCAGAUGUUACCGCAGCAAGGGACAAGAGUGUGACACUGCAGCCUGGCAGUGUCUACACGAUUGACGUCACGGCUGCCGUGAUUCCAUUGUACGUGAAGGACAUGUUUGGGACAAUCACGCUGUCCACCUUUUACGUUGAGGUGGAGUCUGCCCGGGUGUACUCGCAGGCUCUGAGCUUCAAGGAGCGCAAUCAGGCCCAGGUGCGGCUUAAGUUCAGGCUGAGCGACAAGGCGAAAGCCUUGCUCAAACAGCCAGUUCUUGCCUGGGUAGAUCUGGCAUCAGAAAGCGGCGCCUGGUUUGGUAUUUGGGGAUUGGCGUCUCUGAUCCUGUCAAGCUUGUAUAGCUCAUUGAGGAUGUGGGGAGAACUUGGCCCCAAAGACGGAGAGAUUACCCUGGACGAGAUCCAGGCGAAGCAUGAAAAGAAGCUUCAGAUCUUGAAGAGGAAGGCUGCUCGCAAGAUUAAGGCUCAGCUCGAAGAGGCGUACCAGCAAUACAACAUCGUUGUCAGCUGGCAGAAGGUUUAUGACCUUCUGGUGGAGCCAUCUCAGUCCAAGAACUUGAGGAAGAAAGUUCUGCUGAAAGACGUCCUCAAGGACUCCAAUCCUCUUGCAGAGCUCCCUGCACAUGUAGCCAGCCUGUUGGGAGAGGUCCGUGUGCACCUGGACGAGCUAGUAGAUGUCGACAAGUUGUCGGAGCAUGAUGAGGAUGAGGAACUAAUGCAGCUGGAGGAAGAAGAAAGGAAGCGAAGAGUUCGAUGCUGUGCUUUCUUGUCACACGCAUGA
This is a messenger RNA of Symbiodinium pilosum, 2004 nucleotides long. The record is from the annotation of a GenBank genome assembly. Lineage: Eukaryota; Dinophyceae; Suessiales; Symbiodiniaceae.